UGAAUUUUGAUCAAGAAAGUGUUACUGUACUCUGUAGUCGCAUUUAAAAUAUAAACCAUAGAUAAGUAUAUAAACUGAAGACCUAAAAAUUAUCGUAAAAGUUCAUAUGCUUUUUUUGUAUUUAACGUAUUUUAGUUGUUUUCUCAAGUGAAACAUUUGGUGCAAUCAGUUUUAUUUUAAAUUAAAGUUGGUAACCAUGUUGUACCGUGUGCAUGCUUCAUACCAUAGAUUACAAAUAACGAUAUGCGAGUAAUGGAAUUAAGUAUCAUCUGAAUGUUGCUGCUGUUAUUACCAUGCAAAGCCUGGCGGCUGCUAAUGAGGAAGUCGCAAGAAUAUUGUUACAUCUUGGCCGUUCAUGUAUCCAACAUAAAAGCUUAGAGAGUUCAGAGGACGAAGAAGAAGAAGAAGAAGAGGAGGAAGAAAAGGAAAAAGAGGAAAGCUCAGAGGAAGUAAAAAAGGAAAAAGAGAAUAACGAAACUCAAAAAGUUAAUCGAAAAAAGAAAAACUUAUUAGAGAAGUUAUAUUCAUCAUAUAACCAAAGAUUAGUUGAUUUCGUAAGCUCUUCUCAAUGGCCUGAUUAUCAAUUGUCUCCUUCAAGUUUAUUGGAUGGUUUAUUCGAUACGUCAUUUGAAGGCCAUCCAAAUGUUCUAAUUAUAACAUUGUAUUCUGUUGAUAUUGGUUAUUCAAUUAAAAUGACUGUUGACGAUAAUAAUUCACCUAUAGAAACAUAUUUUAAUUAUGAACAAGAUUCAAUUUUGGAAUAUAUUAAAAAUGAAGAAAUUCCACCACAUCUUUUAGAUUUGUUAGAAAAAGCUAAACCACCUUUAUUUUACUGUGGGUGUGUUAUAGCAGAGAUUCAUGACAAGAAAACUGAUCAGCAGAUGAUAUCCCGUAUUCUGUUACGCCCUUCUAACAUGUCUGUUUUGAGCGAUUUGAAUCAAUUACUGGCUUACAGUAAUACCCUCAAUUGGUCCUAUGAAGAAAAGAUCAAAUUAGAAAGCUUGUUGAUGUUAGCAUCUCAACCAGAACUAUGUAUCGAUUCAACACCUAGUGUUGGCCAAGCAGUAAGACUAUUAUACGAUAUGUAUGCAUUACGGCGAAAAGAAUUGAAUCCAUUGAAAAACAAUCAACAAAUUACAUAUAACAUAUUUGAUUCUGGUUCCAUUAGAGAGAUAUAUCAUAAGUCAUCAAAUUCCUUUUUUAAUGAUGUGCAAAAAAAUUCUAAUUUAGCGAAAUCUGCAAACUGUAAUAGUAAUGUAAAUAUGAAUUGUCAUUUGAUGUGGGAGUUUGAUUUUCGACUGGAUUCAGUAACACUUAUUAAAUUAUCUAUUUUGGUUGUAGUAAAAACUCAAGAAUAUUCUUUAUUGUUAAAUUUUAUUUCUGAAGUUAAUUCAGUUUUGAGGUUCAAAAUAAAUCUGAAGACGAAUAAUUUAAAAGCUUACAUAAGUAUAAUAUUAGAAAUAUUAAAGGAAAAAGUAGAUUCAAGAAUAUCAGUUGUCCGUACAUAUAAAAGUGGAUCAAAACCAAGUUAUGUGAAAUUUCUGCCUAUGCUAUUCAAUGACAAUAUACAUGAACCCAGUAAAAUAGUUAUUAGUCAGUUGUUGGACAAUUUACUAAAAUGUAAAUUGGAAAAUACAUGUAAUAAUUUUGGAAUAGCACAAAAAAAAUCUUUAAAUUUAGUCUCAUCAACAAAUUCAUCACAGAAUGUAUUAAAAAAAAAUAAAUCUUAUAAUUCAAUUUUAAGAAAACGUGCUAAGAUAAUAUGUAAAAAUUUUAAUGUAUUGUCUGAAGACCUAAAGACUGAUUCUGAGAAAUGUUAUAUGAAACGUAGAAAAUGCAGCAUUGCAAAGAUGUUACUACAUUCUAAAAAGAAUACUGAGACAUCGACGUCAAACAAUGCAAAUGUUUUGGAAAAUGGUGCUGAAUCAAAUCACGGAUCAAGAUUAAAAGAUUUAGAAUCGCCACCGUUAAGUCCUUUAGCUGUUGGCUUAUCAGCUUCGAGUUCAAUGACAUGUGUAACAUCUGUGUCUAGCCCAGUUACCGAUACAUACUCAACGGUAAUUCAAAUAGAAAAUGAACAGGCUACUUUAAAACAAGAAGUACAAAAUCACAAACAUCUUGCAUCAUUAGAACUUCAUUCAAUAGCACUCGCACCAUUUGUGUCAAGUUCUUCAAGUGAAAUGUCGUUUGUUUCUAACACCGAUAUGGAGUUAUCAUCGGUUUCAAGUCCUAUAAAUGUAGUUUCUUCUGUAUCAAGUCCUAUAACGGUAGUUUCUUCAACACUUUCUAAAGUAUCAUCGACUGAAGCAAUAAGUAUCAAUAGUCUAUUAGCGUCACAAAGUUUAACUUUACAAACAGACAGAAAGUUGUUGUCAGCAUUUCGUGGACAACGUGUACGCAUUAACACUAAACUUAAAUCGGUACACUCAACAAAAAAUCAACAUUUAAAAUUAUUAUUAUCAAACUGUGAUGCAGCAAAAACCAGUCACAUUAUUAAGCAAAAUCCCCCCCAAAAUAUAAACGAUGUGAUAAAAACAGCAUCAGGUACAUUACUGACACAAUAUGUCAAAAUGAAGCCUGGUGGUAAGAGUGCUGUACAUAAAAAUGGAAUCAGCAAUGCUGGUCAAACGAUUUACAAGAAAAUUAUCUGUGGAAAUGCUGUUGGUAAUGUUAACAAGACAAUGCCUCAGUUAGCUGCUUCGUUACAAAGAACUUCUGCAGUAGAUCAAACUACUACAAAUUGUCAACUAGACAGACGGAAAACCAAAGUAAUUAAUAAUUUGUUGAAUAGUAAAGAUUUAAUAACUAGUCAACCUAAUAUACCAAUAUCACUGCCAGGUGUUAUUGUUCCUAAAAACACAACAUCUUUAAAUCAAUUUAAUAACCAUCAUCAGGUAAAUAUUGCACCAAGGUCGAGUAAUUCUAGUGUCUCAUCAUUUACUUGCCAAACAUUGAAUAACAUUAAACCGGCUAUAAUGGGUUCAAUAUCUACUGCAAAUAACACGGUGAAUGUAGGCUCAUUUCAAGUGAUAAAUAACAUAACACCCUCAGUUAUUGAUGGGUUUAGGGCAAUUAAGCGAAAACGGUCCACAUAGCAAUGAUGCAAAUAUUACGCAUGGAGUAUUUAACCAUAAUAGUAAGUUUUUAAUGACUUAUACAUCAUUAUUUAUUAUGUGCAAUACAUAUGCAUAAAUAUAUUUAAGUCAACUACGUGUAAUACAUAUUUGUAAAUGCUUAAAUGUAUAUAUCAUCAAUGUGUAUAUGUAAAACAAAAUGAUAAAAUCACUAUAUGAUUAUACUGUGUGUAGUAUAGGAAUAUAAGGUUAUUGUGAUUAUAUACCUAGCAUAUAAUAUUUUAAAUGUUAAAAUGUUAGGUAAAUGUGAAUAGUUAAAAUGUUCUUAGUAAAUUGUAUUUAUUUUUUUUAUUUGUUAAGUAGAAGAUUAUGGACCAAUACUUACCUGCUCGAUAAUAUAGUAACAUGUUUUUGUAUUGUUUAUUCUGAUUUUUUGUUUACUGCGUAUUUUAAAAACGCUUUAUGCAUUAUUUUAUACCAUGUACAUUUAUGCAAUAUUAUUACCGUUUUUGCAUUUAUUCUAAUUUAUUUUUGAAUAGUUUCAACUUGUAACUAAUGACAUUACCUCAUAUUCUUCUACGUGUUCAAAUACAUUAUCAGUAUUAAUUUUAAAUAAUAUUAGUAGUAUAUUGAAUUAUUAUUAUUCAUUAAUCUUAUUUGUGACUUGUGGAACUGCCCUUCGAACACGCAUAAAUGUUAUGUAUUUUUAAUAAUGACUGAUCUAGACUAAAGCAUCUGUUGUGAAAUGGUUUAUCACAUGAAUAGUACUAGUAAUAAUAAAAAUAAUAUAAUAUUGAUGUGAUAGAUCGCUAUGUGCAUUUAGUUUAUGUAUGUCUUAUUGUGAUAAUUAAUGUUGUUCAAUACAUAGAGAAACAAUAAUUGUUUUUCUAUUUAUUUUUUUUUUCUACUAAUGUUGACUCUAAGAAAUGAUAGAUUUGUAGUUUCUCUAUGUAUUAUAAUUUUAUUUGUGUCUAAUUUAAUUUUUUUAUAAUUAAUUUAAGAACAGCCGAACAAUUAAACGAUUCAAUAUUACUAGAUAAAAUAUCUAUAGUAUAUGUAUGUUUUAUUUUUGU
Adelges cooleyi (spruce gall adelgid) is the source of this 4147-nucleotide messenger RNA. RefSeq lists its product as uncharacterized. NCBI's taxonomy places the organism in Eukaryota, Metazoa, Arthropoda, Insecta, Hemiptera, Adelgidae. Gene Ontology annotation, molecular function: transcription coregulator activity. Gene Ontology annotation, cellular component: SAGA complex. The record is from RefSeq and is a predicted model, not a curated record. The coding region runs from base 294 to 3095 and encodes 933 amino acids. Gene Ontology annotation, biological process: regulation of transcription by RNA polymerase II. The transcript has 16 exons.